Molecule: messenger RNA, 1221 nt
Organism: Nicotiana attenuata
Lineage: Eukaryota; Viridiplantae; Streptophyta; Magnoliopsida; Solanales; Solanaceae
Exons: 2
Coding region: 1-1221 (406 amino acids)
Source: RefSeq, a predicted model, not a curated record
AUGGGGGUAGAAGGGCACGACACUGAAGAGACCCUUAAGAGACCGAUUGAGAACCUGAUAGAGCAAAAGCGGGUAGUGUUGAGGGAUGAGGAGGCCCCCAAUGUUACCAAUAACCCAUUGCCGGCUCACAACAACGGUCCAGUUAUUGGGAUGAUUUGUGAGGACAGGGAAUUCGACCCAGCUUUGAAGGCUAUCAUUGCUAUUGCCGAUGUUGAAAAUAAGCCCAAAGCUGCAGCAAAGCCAGCUAAGGAUGACAAGAAAAGUAACUCCACUCCUCAAAGAAUAGAAAAGACUGUGGAAGCUAAAACAGGGGCAGUACCUCCUAAAGAUGCCGUUCUUUAUGUUCCCAGGGCCCCCAGAAAAGAACAGUUCGUGUUGAGUCCCCCCAAAAGGUUCGAGCUAAACAAAGGACCUAAGAUGUACGUACCAAAGGGGACUUAUGUGGCGCGGGUGCCGAUAAUUUCGCCCAGGAUGAAUGAGCCCAAGGUUAUUAGCCGCGCACCACAGAAGCCCAUGAAGGACCCCAUGGCCGUCCCGUGGAACUACAACAAAGCAGUGGUGACAUACAAAGGAAAAGAAAUCAUGGGGGAAGUGAAUGAAACAAACCCGUAUGGGAAGUACCUCAAUUUGGAAGAAUUGAACAAGACCAAACAGAAGCGUUUUCCGCUUAAAAAGCCAGUCAGUGCUGAAGAGGCAGAGGAAUUCUUCCGAAAGAUGAAAACCUCGGAGUACGAUCUAAUUGACCAUCUCCGGAUGUCUCCCUCCCAGGUCUCAUUUUUGUCCCUACUAAUAAGUUCGAAUGAGCAUCCAAAAGUGUUGUUGAAGACGCUUAAUGAAGCAUAUGUUCCGGUCGAAACCACGGUUGAGCAGCUGGAAAGAAUGGCAGAACGAUUUUUUGAAGUCAACCGGAUCUCAUUCAGCCAUAAUGAUUUGCCUUCGGAAGGAGCGGCCCACAACAAAGCUCUUCAUUUUACCGUUAAGUGUAAAGGAUACUACGUGAAAAGAGUUAUGUUGGAUGGCGGAUCUAGGGUUGAUAUUUGCCCCCUUUCGACCUUACAAAGAAUGGAAAUUAGGACUGAAAGGAUUAGACCCAACAAUGUUUGUGUACGUGCCUUUGACGGCGUCAAGAGGGACACGAUAGGGGAGAUUGAUUUGAUCCUAACCAUCGGCCCCGUGGAUUUUGAAGUGACAUUUCAGGUUUUAGACAUGGACACCUCCUAG